This is a messenger RNA of Xenopus laevis (African clawed frog), 1639 nucleotides long. RefSeq names its product protein phosphatase 1 regulatory subunit 36 L homeolog (gene ppp1r36.L). Gene Ontology annotation, molecular function: phosphatase binding. The transcript has 9 exons. The record is from RefSeq and is a predicted model, not a curated record. Lineage: Eukaryota; Metazoa; Chordata; Amphibia; Anura; Pipidae. The coding region runs from base 381 to 1484 and encodes 367 amino acids.
UUCGAUGGUCGAAUUUCUCAGUUUUUUUACUUCGAAAUUUGAUCCUUGAUAAAUAUGCCCCUAAAAGUUAACUUAAUCGUAAACAAAUGGUUUAACAAAUAAAGACUUGAGAAGAAAAGCCAAGCAACAAUUUUGUUCCAUAUUAAUAGAUACUGUACAUUUUUUUUAUAAAUAAUCUUCCUGUAUCUGUAAAAUGCUCAAUUGUAUUUUUUCCGCAAUGAAAGCUAAAUGCUAAUUCAGUGUCACUUGGCAGAUUUGUUCAGUCCUAUCUGGCCCCGCCUCAUUGCUGUCAGUCAGUAAUGGUUGCCUCUAGCAACAGAUACAACAAAAUAAACAGAGCAAGAGAAGUGAUUGCAAGAAAGUGUGGCCUGUGAGACUCCAUGGAUCCUGUAAUAAAACCAAAUCCUGGGCACUGGUUUUGGAAGGAAGACACAAAAACACUGGAAUUCUCAAGGUUUAUGAGUAACAACACAUUUACAGAUACCAGAGAAAGAAUUAAAAAGGGCAGAGCAAUCCACUUCCAGGAUAAUCUAAACAAAGCACCAGACAGAUCUCAGCUUCUGGAUGAAUUCCUUAUGUCCCUACUUUAUUAUCUUUCCUGUCAUUUGCAGAAGCAUUCCCUUGAAAACAAGCCAAAGUCAUUGAUGCUGAGUCCUAGUAUUUUUGAAAACCAAGAACUGGCGGAAGUUCUGACAAGAAUGGAGAAUGCCCUGAAGCACUUUGCCCAUCUAUAUUGCAUUGUUGUACUUGGAGAAGAAAUGAUGGAGCAGCACCACAUGGCUUGUGGAAAGAACAAAGCCUCGGCAACAAAUAAGGAUCGCAGAUUCUAUGAGUGCCUGUACAGCUUCUGUAUAUACAUUGCCUGGGUUGUAUUUAGGCGCAAGGAUCUUAAUGUAAUUGAAGAGGAAGUUGGUAGGCUUCUACGCUCCAAUGCAUUUAAUCCUGCAUUACGGCCAAAAGAUGCCCCGGAAGAGCAAAGUUGGAACUUUUAUAUGGAAAAGAAGAAAUCAAAGAAGAAAGCAACUUAUGCAGGGAACAGGAACAAGAAUGAGAGUAUAAAGCGGCCUGCAAUAAAGAGUAUCCUGACACAGUGCUCUCCAACCCUCACCUCCUUAAUCCCCUCGCCCAAGGAAAGAUCCAGCUACCUCUUCCACAAACACAACCUACACCCCGGUAGCCACUUGGGGGUCACAGAUACAGAGAACUGGCUUGAUAUGUCUCCUUGCCUUAUUACACCAAGGAUUGGAAUAUUAGGAGAACCUCUGAAAAACUUCCAUCUUCAUAGCCUCAUACCAGUAGGGGCAGAGGAAGAAGAGGAAGAGGAGGAGGAGGAGAAGCCCGGAACAAGAGGGGAUAAAAGCUCAGCCUCAUUCUAUUCCCAUGGCCUGUCCUCACAUCAGUCUGACAUACGGCCAGGAGCAGGCCGGCAAAGUGCGGUUAUUUCUAGAGCAACCACCGAAGCAGCUUACUCUGACACAGAUUAGGUUUCUCCAGAUAUGUCUAGCUCACCUUAUACGGAGCAUUGUACCUCUACCUAAUGAAAUGCAUUUUGCAUUUACAUCCUUGAUGUUUCCAUGGUGGAUGCAAACAUAAAUAUAAUUAUUUUAUUAUGAAUUAAUAAAAUAUUUUCUACAGCACA